This is a messenger RNA of Paraglomus brasilianum, 1725 nucleotides long. Lineage: Eukaryota; Fungi; Glomeromycota; Glomeromycetes; Paraglomerales; Paraglomeraceae. The record is from the annotation of a GenBank genome assembly.
AUGAACACGGAAAUGGAAAAUGAGGAUUCCCUCUACCCUAUUGCCGUACUUUUGGACGAGUUGAGAGCUGAAGAUGUAAACUAUCGUUUGAACGCAAUAAGACGCCUUUCCACCAUAGCAUUGGCUUUGGGUGUGGAGAGGACCCGCGACGAAUUAGUACCGUUCCUUGAGGAAUCUAUCGACGAUGAAGAUGAAGUUCUAUUGGCAUUGGCUGAUGAAUUGGGCAAUUUUGUCGAAUACGCAGGCGGUAAAGAGUACGCACAUCUCAUAUUAGGUCCUCUGGAGAAUCUUGCGGCCGUCGAGGAGACACUUGUCAGAGACAAGCAGCAGAUAGAAACUUACUACAUUCCUCUGGUCAAAAGGUUAAGCGAAGGCGAAUGGUUUACCAACCGCACUAGUGCCUGUGGUUUAUACGCUACUGCAUAUAAAAACGCUACUGUUGCUACGCAAAUCGAAUUGCGAACUGCAUUCAAAAGAUUCUGUUCAGACGAUACGCCAAUGGUUCGACGAGCCGCUGCUAAGAAUUUGGCGGCAAUGGCUAAAGAAAUUUCCAAAGAGCAUAUCAUCAGCGAUAUUAUCCCAACAUUUAUAAAACUCUCCCAAGACGAGCAAGAUUCCGUGCGAGUGCUGACUGUCGAAGACUUGAUUUCUAUCGCAGAAACGCUGUCGUUGGAUGAGAUAAAAACCUAUCUUCUUACACCUCUUAGAAGUAUGGUUUCCGAUAAGAGUUGGAGAGUGAGAUAUAUGAUUGCCGAAAAUUUUGUGAGGAUAACGAAAGCAGUUGGAGAAGAAAUCAUCCGUGAUGAACUAGUACUGGCGUUUGUUCGGUUGAUGAAAGAUAACGAAGCUGAAGUCAAAACUGCCGCGUCCAGUCAAGUGCCAGGAUUUGCUCAAUAUAUCGACAAGCAAACGAUUUUGAUACAUAUUAUGCCAUGCGUCAAGGAAUUGGUCACAGAUACAUCGCAGCAUGUGCGUGCGAGCUUAGCAACACAGAUCAGUGGUUUGGCACCGAUUUUGGGUAAAGAAGCCACUACCGAACAUUUGUUACCACUGUUCUUGCAAUUGCUCAAAGAUGAAUCACCCGACGUGAGACUCAACAUUAUAUCCAAAUUGGAGCAAAGUCUUCUACCUGCUAUCGUUGAACUGGCCGAGGACAAACAGUGGCGCGUUCGCCUCGCCAUCAUUGACUACAUUCCUCUACUCGCUAGCCAAUUGGGUGUUUCGUUCUUUGAUGAAAAGUUGGGCAGUCUCUGCAUGUCCUGGCUGCGUGAUCACGUUUAUUCAAUCCGCGAAGCCGCCACCAUGAAUUUGAAAAAGUUGACUGAGGUAUUCGGUGUUGAUUGGGCCAAGAAUACCAUUAUACCUAAAGUGUUGUCUAUGGGAAGUCAUCCUAAUUACUUGUAUAGGAUGACAACUAUCUUUGCUAUUACGACUAUGGCGCCAGCAGUAACCCCAGAAGUAAUCAGAGACUACAUCCUUCCCACAGUCAAUAACCUUGUGACGGAUCCAAUUCCGAACAUUCGUUUCAAUGUUGCGAAAUCUUAUGAAGUGCUAAUACCGGUUCUUAAACAAAGUCAAGAAACAGGAAUUCUGCUGGAUACACAAGUAAAACCUGCGUUGGAUAAACUAAAAGAAGAUAUGGACGCCGAUGUCAAAUACUUUGCUGAACGAGCGUUCCUUGCAGAGUCUGAGCGUUCUUUAUUAGACACUUAUGGUAAACGCUGA